Messenger RNA from Mauremys mutica (yellowpond turtle), 2616 nucleotides. It is a transcript of the gene ORAI2, whose product is annotated as ORAI calcium release-activated calcium modulator 2. The coding region runs from base 33 to 908 and encodes 291 amino acids. Gene Ontology annotation, molecular function: store-operated calcium channel activity. NCBI's taxonomy places the organism in Eukaryota, Metazoa, Chordata, Testudines, Geoemydidae. Gene Ontology annotation, biological process: store-operated calcium entry. The transcript is spliced from 3 exons. Gene Ontology annotation, cellular component: membrane. The record is from RefSeq and is a predicted model, not a curated record.
CGAAAAGCUUCCAUAGGUUCUACUGGCGUGAAAUGUCGUGGGGAGAAAUGCAUCUCCGUGGUAACUCCACUGAAGUCAGGAAAGCUACCCCAGGAAUGAAUGUGGCCCGGUUACUUUGCAGCAUUGCUUUCAUCAUGAGUUCCGAGUUAAAUGUCCCGGCGGAUCCUGCCACUCCUGCUUGCGGCUCUGAACCUGGCACAAAGGGCAUGGAUUAUCGGGACUGGGUCCGGCGUAGCUAUCUGGAAUUGGUCACUUCAAAUCAUCACUCUGUUCAGGCCCUCGCAUGGAGAAAACUGUACCUGAGCCGAGCCAAGCUCAAAGCUUCCAGCAGAACGUCUGCUUUGCUCUCUGGAUUUGCUAUGGUUGCCAUGGUGGAGGUGCAACUAGAGAUGCAGUAUCAGUACCCCCAAAUGCUGCUGAUUGCGUUCAGUGCCUGCACAACAGUGCUGGUAGCAGUUCAUCUCUUCGCCCUUCUCAUCAGCACCUGUAUACUACCUAACGUGGAAGCGGUGAGUAACAUACACAACCUAAACUCCAUCAGCGAAUCCCCACACGAACGCAUGCAUGUCUACAUAGAGCUGGCCUGGGGUUUCUCCACAGUCUUGGGAAUCCUCCUUUUCCUCGCUGAGGUGGUGCUUCUGUGCUGGAUAAAAUUUCUGCCUGUGGACUCCAUUAUGAAAAACGAGACUUCCAUCGUUCAAAAGCCCAGCGGCCAUGUGGGCUGGCAAGCAGCUCUGGUCUCCACCAUCAUCAUGGUCCCAGUGGGUCUGAUUUUUGUUGUCUUCACCAUUCACUUCUACCGUUCUCUGGUGCGGCACAAAACGGAGCGACAUAACCGGGAGAUUGAAGAGCUUCACAAACUGAAAGUGCAAUUAGAUGGACAUGACAGAGGGUUGCAGGUAGUGUGACAGAGAAACAGGGAUCUGUUUCAAAGCAAAUCAUUUUGCUCAGGCUAAGAGCAAAAUAAACAUUUUGCUAACAGGAGCAACCCAAACCAAACCAAUGAUGGAUUAUUUGGGGGUCUAACAAUCUAAAAUGCAAAUUGCCUGAUUUAUAGGGCAAUGGGUUCUAGUGCUUUUCCAAACUAAUGGGGUCUCGGGCCUAUUUCUAGUCCUGCACAAUUGUGUACCUAAGUUGAUACUGCCAUACAGUUAAAAACCAAAACUUUACCUACUUUAACAUUAUGUUCUGGAGAGUGGUUUCCAAACUGUUAUAUUUUAACAGUGCAACUUUCUUUUGCCAAGAGUGAAACUACUUGACACUUCAAAAAAAGCCACUGUUUUUGUAGGACCUGUCUGUUUGGGUUAUUUUUAAGUGUCUGAGCUCCCUUGCUGGCUGUGCAGCAGCAAACUGACAAUGACUGUUUCCAGGGUUGAGGUGGUAAGUAGUACUAUCUACUACAAAUCUGAGGACAUUCUGAACGCACUGCAGAACAUGGGUGUUUGUUACCUUUAUUAUAAAAUGGGUAUUACAGAAACAGGUCACUAGAAUGAUGCAAGAGGUUAGAAAUCAGCAGUCUUAGUACAUAUGUCCUCCUUUUGCUAUCCACUCUUGCUAGUGCCUAACCCUCCUUUAGAACAGGGGGGAGAGAAUUUCAGACUGGCAGGAGGCUGGGAAGCUCUGUUUUUGCCUGCUUCAGUAGUGUCCAUUCUUUUACAAUGAAUGCAUGCCCAGGUCUUCUAAUGUUACUGAUAAUGAAAGUUUGUGUGUCCAGGGAAGGCUUACAGGUAUUUUUAUUUUAACAACAAAGACAUUGUUAAAGCAGGAAACUAACUGGGAAUUUAAAAAGACCUGGCAUAGAAUUUCGAAGGACUAGAAAAGCUGAUUUAAACGGGUGAGGAAAGAUAGCACAUAAGACAGUGACAGAUUUCAGCAGUAUGGUUUCUUCAUUUGCUUUGUAUAUACCAGAAUGAGUCAUGUGUUUUGCUGGCUUGGUUUGCCACAGAGGGCUCGGAGUCCAGAUCCCGUGCUGCUCCCUUGUUCUUUGUGCUAGUUGUGCCUGAGAGCGUUCAGCAUUCUUACUCCUUAGGGAAGAAAGCAUCUUGCAUUUUCUCAAACACAUAUGCCUUAUGGCACAUGAAGCUGCGUUUUUGAGUUUGGGGUGAGCUGCAACCAGCCAUUCCAAAGGGAAAGCUGCAUGCAGUUAAAGUACUAUCACAUUUCACUUGUUGGCUGUAUUUCAGCAGUGGAGGAAGUGAUUCUUCUUUGUGCGUAUAUAGCUUAGUGAGUGAAACUUGUAAAGCGCUGUAGCAUCUUUCUGGUGAAAGUAUUAAUAAAGUCACAACUAAUUACAACUACUUCACGGGGAGGCACAAUAUUCUUCUGCAAUAAGUAGAAUGAUUUUAGUUUUUAAAGGAAAAGUAACACGUAUUUCAGCUACAGAAAUAUGUCAAAAUAUUUAAGCAAAAUGGUCCUGUCCUGUCCUGUCUCAUCACGCUCAGUAACCUGCAGGCUGCUGCCAGUGCUAAUUUCAGGCCCUACUCCCUUGCAUUCUAUAAUAGUUUUACAAUUUCUGCCAGUUCUUGAAUAUUUCUAAAAUAAUUGAAGAAGUUUGUAAUGUUCUAUUUCAGGGGUAGGCAACCUAUGGCACGGGUGCCGAAGGCGGCACACGAGCUG